Molecule: messenger RNA, 1674 nt
Organism: Talaromyces rugulosus
Lineage: Eukaryota; Fungi; Ascomycota; Eurotiomycetes; Eurotiales; Trichocomaceae
Exons: 2
Coding region: 1-1674 (557 amino acids)
Source: RefSeq, a predicted model, not a curated record
AUGGAGACUGCCAACCAUGGACCUGACCCAGAGUCGCCACCACCGGAAGAGAAGCCGCCCGCAGCCAUGGAGAAGAGACCCAGCCUGCCGACUCGCCCGAACCUCGCUGCCCGGCACGCCAAACGCCUGACGCUCAGCUUUCCAAUCGUUCCCCCGCCGGCGGCCGUCCGAUCAGAGCUGUCAUCGCCCUCAGCUGUUACCCCGGGCACCCCUGUCACCACCGAAACACCCCGGACCGCCAUGUCUUCGGGCCUGCCGUCGCUGGACUCGGUGAUUCCGGGCAGUGACGAGUCGCGCGAGCCCUCGGAUCUGCUCACCGCGAUAGCCUCCCAGGAGCGGAAAGUCCUCGAGCUGCGCGAGGAGCUGCAACGAGCCGAAACGGAGCUGACCGGGCUGAAGAGACAAUGGGUCAUGAGCGAGAGGCAGAAGAAGCGAACCGAGAUCAACCAUCACGCAGAGGCCAUGAAAGCAAUGAAGCCCGCCGAUGCUCCCGCCGAUGAAGCCUACAAGACCUCCGAAAGCCCAAUCCUAAGCCCAACCACGACGGACCCCGUCCCCGCUCAAAUUAGGCGAAGCAAGGAGUUGGAGAGAAGGCAUAGUCUUCGCUCUACACAAAAGGGCAACGCGUCGGUCUCUUCCAAUGGCCGCAGGGUUUUCGCUGGCUCGAAACAUACUCGGACACUCUCUUUACUCUCCCCGGAAAUGGGCGUUGUCAAGACCCCGUUCCCGAUGAAGGACGAGGCAGACCAAGAGAUCGGUAUCACCAGACACCCCCGAUCUGCCACCCUGCCGUCGGUGGAACGAGCCGAAGUCUCGAGACCUGCCGAGCCUGUCGAAUCCUUGCAAGACGACACAGCGAAUGAAUGGCGACGAUCUAUGCCACCACCCUCGAAAGACGCUCUCUUGCGCACCGGCCGACAAAUGGCAUCUGAUUUCAGGGAGGGCUUAUGGACGUUUUUGGAGGAUAUCAGACAGGCCACGGUCGGGGAGGAAGCGAUCAAUGGCAACGAAUCGCGGUCAUUACAUCCUUCGGCUAGCGGUCCUCGACGCACCAGCAGCGGCCAACGUAGUGACCGCAGCGUGACACCAUCUCGGAAUCGCGAGCAACCCGACGCCCUCGGGCGUACGGAUUCUUCCCUUUCUCUGUCCAAAGGAGCAGCAAAGAACUCUGGUAAACCCACUUCUCCGGCGGACGUGGAGACAUCAUUUUGGGGUGAAUUCGGAGUUGAUACGCCGGGGCAGAAGUCCAAGACAAAAAAUGUCGACGCCAAUACCCAGCCCGAUCCAAAACGUCCCGCAAACUCGAAACAACCCGACGAGGCGGAUGACUGGGACAGCUGGGACUCGCCCCAACAUGGCAAAUCGCAUACCCCGUCUUCUAGCCGAUCGACCAUCAACUCCAAGAAGGACCAGUCUCCAUCGACUCAACUCAGCAGCCCGAGAACCAGCGCCAGUUUUGGGGAUCGGAAUAUGGAUGGAGGAGAACGACGUCGGUCCGAGAAUAUCCCUUGGCCAGCCUUGACCAAGUUGUCACCUUCCAAACUUACACGGACAGCGUCCAAUCUGAUGGACGAAUGGGAAAAGAGUCUCACCUCAUCUAUAGACGGUAGUCAGAAGGCAGAGUCCCCUCGACUAGCCCAACAGUCGGACCAAGAUGAUUGGGAAGCCUUUUGA